Messenger RNA from Adineta ricciae, 517 nucleotides. Lineage: Eukaryota; Metazoa; Rotifera; Eurotatoria; Adinetida; Adinetidae. The record is from the annotation of a GenBank genome assembly.
AAAAAAAAAGAUUUAUCGAACACUGUUCAUGCUUAAUGAAAAUAAAUGUGAAAAGGUGGUAGAAACAAAAUCGAAUACAUUUUUACUUUUUUUUUUCAAAUGUUCUCUAAAGGUGACAAAUCAUUAAUUUACCUUUUCUCUUCUUUGCGCAUGUAUGCGCAUUUGUCUUCUUGUCUGUAUACUUAUAUACGUUGACAUCGUCUCAUAUGUAUAUUUCGUUUUUUUAUUGACGAUGAAUAGUGGUAAUCAAUACGGAAAAAGAAGCUCGCAUUCGGUGAGAAAUUAGAAGAAGAGUUUUCUCCAGAACCAUUUUUACUAGAUCUAAAUUUAUUGAUGAUUUCAUCCCAUCGAUUUUGUUCAGGUUCGUUCUAAUCCACAACCAACGAGCUUCUUUGCGAAUCCUGCAACUGGUAUUGAACAACUUGAUGUUAUUGUAACAAGUGAUUACAGACGAAGUGGUACUGAUUCUCAACAACAACAACAAACAAGAUCGAAAACAAUGGUUGCUGGUAUGUAA